Bactrocera oleae (olive fruit fly) is the source of this 2557-nucleotide messenger RNA. The record is from RefSeq and is a predicted model, not a curated record. Lineage: Eukaryota; Metazoa; Arthropoda; Insecta; Diptera; Tephritidae.
CCAUCACAUAUCACCAAAAAUUGUUGAAAACCCUGCCAACUCAAAAAUUCCUCCAUUACUAUAUAUUUUCGAUGCAUCUGGCAAGGAACAAAUGUUUAUAGCUUGUGUCAAUUUUGACAGUGCGCCGGGAGAAGGCAAAACAACAACAAUACUUUACAACUUUCAAAAGCGUGCUUUAUGAAAACAAAUAAGAUUUCAUAAAAUAAUUAAUAUUAUAUAUAAGAUAAUUCGCGAAUAAAUAUAAAUUGGCCUGGUAUAACUUUUAAUCAAAAGUUUAAUUAACUCAAACCAGAAGCAAGUAUGGCUGGCGUUUUAUUUGAGGAUAUUUUCAAUGUGAAAGACAUGGAUCCAGAGGGCAAGAAAUUCGAUCGUGUAUCGCGACUGCAUUGUGAAUCUGAAUCCUUCAAAAUGGAUUUGAUACUAGAUAUUAACUCAUGGUUGUAUCCUAUGGAAUUGGGAGACAAGUUCCGCUUGGUGCUGGCUACAACACUGCGCGAGGACGGCUGCCCUGACAGUGGUGAAUUCAACCCGUUGGAGCAAGAAGGUACACGUGCCGAUAGUUUCGAGUAUGUUAUGUUCGGGAAGGUAUAUCGUAUUGAAGGUGAUGAGGCACAUAAUGAAGCAUCGUCUCGCCUAUCAGCGUACGUAUCCUUCGGUGGACUGCUAAUGCGUUUACAAGGGGAUGCCAACAAUUUGCACGGCUUUGAAGUUGACCAACAGAUGUACUUGCUGAUGAAAAAGUUGGCAUUCUGAUUUCUAGCUGCUAGUGUGGUUUGGACGAAAUUUUAUACUUGUGUGUAGUUUUAAAUAAUAAAUCGUAGUACUGUACAAAGGAAAUAAAAUUUGUUGAUGUAAUUUAAAAGUAGGAUAAUAUUAAAAAAUAGUAAACAUUUUGUUAUCAACAAGUUUGUCUAUUGUGAAUGGUAUUUACAUUCUACUUGUCAAAUUAAUUAUUUGACAGCAGGCACUUGAAAUAAACGAUUGCAAAGCAUUUAGUUUUUUGGCUUCCAAAAUCUAGAUAAAGAAGCAGCGCCUUGAAGAAUAAGGAGUUAAGGGAGCUAAGAGUUGACAGAAGUCAUCAGUGCGUUUCUAAAAUUUGAGAACACAUGUCUUGCUGAAAUGGAUACUACCAAUUUGAAAGUGGUUUCAUUUGACGACGAACAAAUAGUUGCUGUUGGAAGAGCUCUUAGAGCUGUAGCAGACCAAGUUUACGAAGAAUCCAAAUUGGAACUUGUAUCAUAUGAGCCGGAGGAAGUAGUCGAACUUCUAAGUGAAUCAGAAAAUGCAGAUGAUGAAGACGAUGGAUCAGAUUGCGAAAUAUUUGGAAAGAUGUGUACUAAUACAGAAAAUUUAUCGGAAAACACUCAAACCGAUUUUGUUGUACCAUUUGAGAUUAAAAUUGAUGACAUGCAAUCGACGAAUGGAGUAGUUGAAGAAUUAACUAAUCAAGCUGUUUUACACAACGAUGAUGUUCUGUUAAAUAACGUAAGUCUUGAACAAGCCGAGGAACAAAUUGCACCGCGUCAAGAUUCAUUCAAUGAAAUCAUCGAAUUAGAUGAUAGUGAUAAUGAUUCAGUUUGUAAUGAUAAUUCAGAGGAAGAUGUAAAGGAAAAAAAGUGUAUCGUACUCUUAGAUGACAGUUCAAAUGAUUCUAAUCAACCUACGACAUCAACGGAUGCAGCUCAACAAACUAAUUUAAACGCACAUAAUUUAGAAGCUUUUUUAAAUUAUAUAUGCCCACAAUGUGGUGUUUCCUGUGGCAAUAUAAAGAAAUGGAAUGCCCACACGGAUAUCGUUCACAAUUUUCGUUCCAUUUCAAUACUCAAUUUAAAAACGGUAAUAAGUCGACAAGGUCAAUUAUCUUAUCAGUGUAACUCGUGUGAAAAAAAAUUUAUUUCCGAUGCUCCAUAUGGAAAGUUGUUAAAUCAUCGUAUACAACACAUGGCGAUUCCAUAUUUUUUGCGUUGUCGUCUGUGUGAGGAAAGAUUUUCCUCACGUCGCAUGUUUUUAUUUCACUUUAGGAAAAAGCAUAAAAAGAUUGCUUUACAUAAGUUACGCCGCGCAGAGUCAUUAAGAUGUCACAUACGAUUCCUGUGUCCGAUUUGUAAGAAAAAGGCUGCAAACUUAAAAGAAUGGAAGAGCCACUUGGAAAUAGAACACGAUUGGUGUAAUAAAUUGGAUGAAAAGGUAAACGCGAUAAGAGACAAUUUAGUUGAAUGUAAAAUAUGUCUCGCCACAUUUCGUGCAAAACAAAGGCUUUGGCAUUUAGUGCGUCACGAGGAGCACAAUCCUUUUCACUGCAAAUUGUGCAAAAAAAUUAAGGCAUACAAUAUGCAUACAAUCGUUAAACACAUACGUGUGGAGCACUUUAAAGAGAAAUGCUUAAGGGAAUUCCGUUGUAAUUAUUGUGAUAAGGUAUUCACAACUAAUCCACGUAGGAAUAUCCAUAUGAACGAGAUGCAUACAAUUGAAAAAUUAACUUGUGAGAUAUGUGACAAAAAGUUUAAUUCAAGUGCGCGCCUUUUGACCCACAUGGCUAAAUUGAAUCACCAAAAAA